Glycine soja is the source of this 2213-nucleotide messenger RNA. Its product is annotated as protein REVEILLE 7-like. The transcript is spliced from 7 exons. The record is from RefSeq and is a predicted model, not a curated record. Bases 234 to 1667 code for a protein of 477 amino acids. Gene Ontology annotation, molecular function: DNA binding. NCBI's taxonomy places the organism in Eukaryota, Viridiplantae, Streptophyta, Magnoliopsida, Fabales, Fabaceae.
CCCCCCACCCCUCUUCUCUGCUCACACCUUCUUCAGUUGUUCUCUUCCAGUUGCCUUCAUUUUCUCGGAAAAUUCUUCUUUUCCGAGAAAUUUCGCGUUUUUACUGUUGAAUCGAUAAUUCACAAAUCGGGGGUGUCUGAAAUUCAAAGCUGUUGUUGUUGUUGGCUGCUGGGGUUAGUCUCUGUGGAGGUUUGGGUGUUUUCUGAGGCAGAGCCGAUUCUCAUUUUGCUCCAAUGGAGAUGCAGGACCAAAUAGAAAGCACAAGAUCAACCAUAUUUGGCUCAGCAAGUAACAUCCAUUCCAAUGGUGAAAAGCAAUCCGAAAAUGUUGCUCAUAUACCUUCUGUUGGAAACAACCAAACUCCCAAGGUGAGGAAACCAUAUACCAUUACUAAACAAAGGGAGAAGUGGACUGAGGAAGAGCAUCAAAAGUUCCUUGAAGCUUUGAAAUUGUAUGGUCGUGGCUGGCGCCAAAUUGAAGAGCAUAUAGGUACCAAAAAUGCUGUUCAGAUUCGAAGCCAUGCUCAAAAGUUUUUCUCUAAGGUUGUGAGGGAAUCUGAGGGCAGCGCUGAGAGUUCUAUACAACCAAUUAACAUACCUCCUCCUCGGCCUAAGAGGAAACCCCUGCAUCCAUAUCCCCGUAAAUCAGUUAACUCUUUCAAAGGACACUGCAUACCAAAUGAAACAGAAAUAUCUCCAUCUACAAACCUGUUAGUUGCAGAGAAAGACACCCCAUCUCCAACCUCGGUGCUAUCUACGGUUGGUUCGGAAGCAUUUGGGUCUCAAUUUUCAGAGCAGACUAACAGAUGCCUUUCACCAAACUCUUGCACCACUGAUAUUCACUCAGUCAGCUUAUCACCUGCUGAAAAGGAAAAUGAUUGCAUGACAUCCAAAGCAUCCGAGGAGGAAGAGAAAGCAUCACCAGCUUCACUUCCUUUAUCCACUGUUUCUAACCCAAACAUGUGCAUGAAGCCUGAGUUUAGUUCCAAGGACACUUUCAUAGAAGAUGCUGCCAAUAUGCCACAAACCACUAGUAUUAAGCUUUUUGGAAGAACGGUCUCUAUGGUAGGUAAUCAGAAGUCACUGAACAUAGAUGAUGAUGAUGGUAAGCCAAUAACUGUGAAGUCUGAUGAAGUAGAUGAUGUUGAGAAUGAGAAGCUUGGCCAAUCAGGAGAAUCCAAGCAAGUAGAUACACAAUUAUCACUUGGUGUGGUUAGUGGUAACUGGAUUAUAACACCUGAUGCUGAUGGAGCUAAUACAACCAGCAUAGAGCCCCCAAAGGAGAACCUAUGCUUCAGUGAAUGUGCACCUGAUGCAUCUUUUCCGCAGUGGAGUUUGUACCAAGGCCUUCCACCUUUCUACCUGAGGCCAUGCAAUCAGGUCCUAAAUCCCUUGCCUCUUAGGCCCUCUUUGAAAGUAAGAACAAGAGAGGAGGAGAGUUGUUGCACUGGUUCCAACACUGAAUCAGUUUGUGACAUGGAAAACCAAGGCAAGAACUCAGAUGCUGUUGAUUCUAAGUGUCAAAAAUAUCACAAGGAAGGAGCUGCACCCCAGAAGCGUGCAAGGGGGUUUGUACCAUAUAAAAGAUGUUUAUCUGAAAGAGAUGGAAAUUCUUUAAUUGUUGAUAUGGAAGAGAGGGAGGGGCAACGAGCUCGUGUGUGCUCAUAGCCUUACAUUCCAUUUUUACAUGAUUUAUAAUCAUGGUGUUAAUCAGAGAAAAAACUGAGAAAUAAGGACCUGAUUUAGGUAGUUGUGAUCUAAUUGUCUAAUUGACAAGCAUCUGAUUUCCAAUUCUUUUUUCCCAUAUUUUCUUUCUUUCUCCUGAAAACACUUCAUGUCCAAUAAUUCAAGCGGGGGCUUGUGGCAGUGUUUGUUCUGGCUCGUAUCAUGUUACAGUUACUUUAACCAAAUAGAGACAUAUAGCAGCAAGUCUGUCAUUACUGUUUUAUUUCUACUCUUGGCUUCUGUGUGUCUUUUUAGUUGUAUGAUUGCAUCAGUGAUGGGGGUGUUCUAGGGAAGCGAGGACAAGCACAGCAUGUCACUAGACAUCAUAUAUGUCAUAACAAUUGGCUCUGGAAAACAAAUGAUGUCAAUGAAUUAAAGCUUAAAGAGUGCCAUGUGGUGAUGACUACCUUACCAAUUUGUAUAUCUGGAUUUUCUUUCUGUAUCAUAUUUUUAAUAAUAGAUUUUAAACAUUGUUUCUUCAUUGUUGAA